AACUAAACUGCGCACACUCCAUGGAUCACACUCCCGGGACAAGUACAUUUUGAGUAUGCUCAUGGAUCAGGAAAGAUUUGUUGGGAAUUCGUUAACAUUUUAGAUGACGAUGAGACUGAUAAAUCACGCCUUAAGGACUUCUGCUUUUUCCAUUUAAUGAAAAGCAACGGAUAUGAUGCGCGAGGUGGUUCCGCAUUCGUAUCUAAUUGGAAGCACUACACUUGAGAUUACAUGUCUAUGACAGCAAAUUGUCACUUGUAGCUCUAAGAAUAAUGAAUACACACUUUCCCGACAGUCUCUGUUAAAGCCAUGGAUGAACGUCGCAAGAAGAAGCUGACUUACUUCACGAUUGGACUUCUCUUCCUUCUCAGCGGUGUGGAAUAUGCUGUAAUAUUACCAACAAUAUGGAGAUACUUGCAGACUUUGGAUGCUGCUCCAUAUUUCCUGGGUUUGUCUCUCUCAGCCUUCAGCUUCACCGGGCUCCUUUCAGGACCACUCUUCGGGCAAUGGUCCGACCGAACACGAACCACCAAAAAGAUCAUAUUGUUUGCCAAUCUUUUUGAGAUUGUAGGUAAUUUUAUGUACUUUAUGGGCCUUUCUAAGUGGCUCCUUCUGUCAAGUAGACUUGUAGCAGGCAUUGGCACUGGUGCUGGCUCCUCUAUCUUUGGAUUUUUAACAAGAAGCACUCUUCCUGAGGACCGGGCUUCGGUUUUUGCUGCUGUCAUGGCAUGUCGACAAGCUGGCCUUCUAAUUGGUCCAGCAUUUAAUAUUUUCCUAAGGUUGUGUGAUUUCCAUUUGGGACCUUUUGUCGUCAACAAGUACACAGCUCCUGGGCUCUUUAUGUGCACCCUUUGGAUCCUACUUCAACUGGUUAUUGUAUUCAUGUACUGGGACCUGCCACCACUGGACAGAAUUAAUGCCAAAGACAGGCAAACAAACAGGAGCAGUGAGAAUGAGCAAGGAGCUGAAGAUGAUGAAGACAACAGUGAUGAGGCCCAACCACUAAUGCACUCCCAGGAGGUCCAUGGCUCAUAUGGCUCAGUGGUGACGCCUGACCAGUCUAACAACCACAUCUGUGCUGACACAAAUCAAAUCUGCCCAUCCUCAUCUCCAGCAACAGAGUCUCAGGAGACGAUCAACCCCUUUAAAAAUUUUAACUUAUCCAGGGAGUUCCUGAGAGAAGAGGUGGUUGUCUUGCUGGCAGCUCAGUUCAUUACCCUGUUUAAUCAAACUGCGUUAGAGACCAUGGUGACCCCGCUGACUCAGAAGUUCUUUGGCUAUGGCGAGCUGGAGAACAGUAUCAUGUACUGCCUAUGUGGGGUGGAGGUGAUCGCGGGCUUCUUUUUUGUGCACUGGUUGAGCGGUCGUGUAGCUGAGAGGGUGGUCCUGGCUGUUGGCCUGGCGAUCUGCAACAUCUCCAAUGUGUGGUGCCUCAUCUUUAUGGCCUCCCCAAUAGGAGACUUUCCUUGGAAGCUGACUGAGUUCAUCAUUGGGGUGUUUCUUCAGGUUUUGGGUUUGCCGUUUGUGGCUGUGGCUCAAGUUUCACUGUACUCCAAAGUCACAGCAGAGAAAACACAAGGAUUCAGUCAAGGAGUGCGUCGUUCAGUUGGGGGUCUUGCCACCAUCCUGGGGCCUCUCUGGGCUGGAGGUCUGACGGACAAUAUGUACAUCAUGUUGGGAGUCAUGAUGGGUCUUCUCGUUCUUUUAUCAGUCAUGCUGGUUUUCUCCUAUAAGCGUCUGGUUGAACCUGCUGCUGAGGACCAGAGGUCCACAUCGGAAGACUGCUGAGCAUGUUCACUGAGAGAGUGAAGGCAGUGAAGGGAAGUGCACCUCAUCUUACUGCCUCACACAUUUAUAAAACACCUACAUGUAUGUUUCCCAUGGAAAUGUGGACUCGUGUGGCAUGUCAUUUCACAUGUUUUGAUGUUUAAAUUUUUAUACUGACUCUCAGAAAGUGUCACACUAAUACAAGCCAUUUUGGUAAAUGGUAAAUGAUAAAUGGUCACAUUUUUAUUAGAGCCUUUCCACCUUAAAGGCACUCAAAGCGCUCAACGGUAUUAAAUCUGUUGAUAUCUUAAAUGCUGCAUUGCGCAACACACUUUUUAUUUAUUUAAAAUAUGUAUUAAUAUCUAACAUUAUAAUAAUAUUUUUGACAGAAAAUGGUCUUUGUGCACAGCAGCAUGCUAGCUAGCUCACUGUGUCUCAAAGCUAACACUCACUUUUAAAUGGUACAGCAUAAAAUAAACAAUCUAUUAUUUUUUUUAUUUAAAUAAAGACAACCCAAUUAUUAUUAUGUGUAGAAUAAUUUUUGUGGUGUUAUUGUAAUAUUUAGUGUGCCUCAAAAUUAACAUUAGCUUUACCUUUGAGGCACAAAUAUCUCUUUCUUAAGGCAGAAGCAUCCUCCACUGAAGUAUUCAUUUUAUUUAUGUGUCAGGGAACCAACCACUACUCUCCGUUUCUGCUUUAUCUUUAAAUAUUUAUUCAAUGUAGUGCAACUCUGCGAAAACCUCAAAAACUGUACAGGAUGUAGUGACACUAACAGUAAGGUUGUUGGGCACAGAUAAAUGUAUAGGCAGGAAUGGUCAAAUAUUCAAAGUGUACAUUUCAUUUAGAUGUACUUAUCAGCAAUAAAACCAAGAGUUUGUUUUGCUAUUAUUGGACACAAAUUCCCUUGUUAAGACACAUUUUUACUGCUAUUUGUUGAAGAGGUCGUUUAUUGUAUGCCAUUACUUUCACCACUUGGGGGCAGUCACAUACUACGAUAACGCCAAAAAAUGUAGAGCGCUUUUCCCACUGUGUAGAGGAUACAUGGCACCCUAAAAUAAAAUAUGAAAUAUAGCAAAUAAAAAUGUUAAAUUUUGAAAGUGAAAUUUUCACACCUUUUUAUAAUUUUUGACUGAGGCUUUGCCAUUUUUUAGAAAUAUGUAAUCAUUUUCUGUUACAAAUUAUCAAAUUAUAAAUUGUUUUCAGUUGAAAAACACAAGUAAAAUUUCAGCAUCUAUUUUUAUUUGUUUUAAUAUUAAUAUAUUUUAAUAUAUUAAAAAAAAAAAAAAAAAAAAAAAAAAAAAGGUCCAAACUUGGACUAAUAAUAUCCCAGGUUAUUUCCCAAAUGUGUAUUUUGUUUGAUUUAAAUGAUGAUGAUAUAAUUACAUAAAUGGAUAUAUUCUUUCAUUUCUCAAAUGAAAAAUAUAUAAAGUAAAUAAUUGUUUAUUUAAUUCAUACAUUUAUUUAUAUAAAGAUCAUUCUGACAGUGGGCAAUUUUUAUUUUUAUUUAAUUUUUUGAAAAUCAUAUUUUUUCCUUACUUUAAAAAGUGAGACUAAAUGGGACGGACUUAUUCCACAAGUCCAUCCCAUAAAUGAAAAGACACAAGCUUUUUUGUUACAGAAAUAUACUUUUUUGAAAUUGAUGUCCCCUGUCAGGUAGCAGCCUUCUUGCCUGUCAAGUAAAUAACUUCUGAAUAUUUCCUGGUACCAUGUUUUUCAUUCUUUAACAUGGUUAUGGGUGCUUUGAACCAAACCAAGUCUGGAAACUUCAGCUACUUGAUUCCAGGAAAAGCCUGUUUUGCUCUUGGUACCCAACCUCAUAUGGUCUUUUUUAAAGUAUCUCUAGUGGUUGCAAGUUGCAGGGAUAUGUAAUGGGAAAACAAAGCCUGUCAUGUCUGUAUGUUCAUUGUUUUAUAGUAGCCUGAAGUAGUAAUUUUUCAAUGUACAAUUUGAAUACAGAGAAAGCUCUACUAUAAAUAUAUUACAGUUCAGAGUACAAACAAUAAAAAGGAUAAACACUGGA
Molecule: messenger RNA, 3787 nt
Organism: Boleophthalmus pectinirostris (great blue-spotted mudskipper)
Lineage: Eukaryota; Metazoa; Chordata; Actinopteri; Gobiiformes; Gobiidae
Gene: mfsd8l1
Product: major facilitator superfamily domain containing 8-like 1
Exons: 11
Coding region: 310-1788 (492 amino acids)
Biological process (GO): transmembrane transport
Molecular function (GO): transmembrane transporter activity
Source: RefSeq, a predicted model, not a curated record